GAUUAUGAUAAUAUCAUUACCUGUUGAGUGUUGUCAUUCGAGCUCGGAGCUCGGACAGCCGCUCGUUCCGAUUACAUAUAGCGGGUCACUGAUCUCACUGGACGGUUCGCUACUGACUGCCUACUGGCAACAUUCACGCCUGCGCUGCGCUUCCGUCCCGUGACUUGCCUGCCUUCCCCUGCCGCCGCGGCUGCGAGCUUCAGGGCGCCAUGGCGCAAACCCCACCGAUUCCCCGCGUCAGCCUCGGCACCCAAGGACUGGAGGUGUCCAAGCUGGGGUUCGGGUGCAUGGGCCUCACAGGCUCCUACAACUCCCCGGUCGAGGACGACGCCGGCGUCGCCGUCAUCACGCACGCCUUCCGCCGCGGCGUCACCUUCUUCGACACCUCCGACGUCUACGGGCCCCACGCCAACGAGAUCCUCCUCGGCAAGGCGCUGAAGCAGCUGCCGCGGGAGCAGGUUCAGGUGGCCACCAAGUUUGGGAUUCAGCGGGAUGCCCAGGGCAAGAGCACCAUCUGCGGCCGCCCGGAGUACGUGCGCGCCUGCUGCGAGGCCAGCCUGCACCGCCUCGGCGUCGACCACAUCGACCUCUACUACCAGCACCGCAUCGACACCACCAUCCCCAUCGAGGACACGAUUGGUGAGCUCAAGAAGCUUGUGGAGGAGGGGAAGGUCAAGUACAUUGGGUUAUCGGAGGCGAGCCCGGACACCAUCCGGCGUGCUCACGCUGUGCACCCCAUCUCUGCCGUGCAGAUGGAGUGGUCUCUGUGGGCUCGCGACAUCGAGCCCGAGAUCGUGCCUCUCUGCAGGGAGCUAGGGAUUGGAAUUGUUCCCUACAGCCCGAUUGCCCGUGGGUUUUUCGGUGGAAGGGGAGUGACACAACAAGUGUCUGCUGAAUCUAGUCUGAAAGGCCAUCCACGUUUUUCGGCUGAAAACCUGGAGAAGAACAAGCAACUCUAUCUGAAAAUGGAAGAACUGGCCAAGAAGCACCAGUGCAGCCCUGCUCAGCUAGCUUUAUCCUGGGUUCUGCAUCAAGGGGAUGAUGUGGUUCCGAUACCAGGGACUACUAAGAUCAAGAAUCUAGACUCCAACAUUGACUCCUUGAAGGUGAGGCUCACGGAAGAUGACCUCAAAGAGAUUAGCAACGAGAUACGCGAAGAAGAUGUUGCCGGUGGGAGGCAGUAUACUUCGUUUGCGAAAUUCACCUGGAAUUAUGCGGAUACGCCAAAGAAGUGAAACUACAAAAGAUUGUGGAGACGGUGAAACAAGCAUGCCAUGCUAUGUGCUCGUGUGAUGAAUGGUGCCCCCUGUAUCUUCAUCUUGUGAAUUGUCCCGUGAAUAAGAACAUGUGCACUGUCUCCACCUGCCGUGUAAAUUUAUGUGUGCCUGUAUAACAGAAGACUGAGACUGUGCUAGCUAUGUUUGUGGCUCUCUAGUCUUACCGGCUUUCCGUGACAGCAAUUACACUGUUGGAAAAUGUAUCUGCUCAAAGAGAUAUUCAGAAGCAUAUCAAGACGUUUGAAAAAAAAAGCAUGUCAAGAAAAACUGUUAUGGCCGGUUUAGCUAGGCCCACAGGGCAGUAGUUAGGGGUUUGGCCCACAAGUUAUCUUAAGUUAAUUCUUAUGCAAGUUAUCUUAGGUUAAUUCUUAUGCAAGUUAUCUAGGUUAUAAAUAUAGGUUGUAAGACUCUUUUUGAAAUCAAGCAAUAAGAAGAAUAAGAAGAAUAUUAUCUCUA
Molecule: messenger RNA, 1733 nt
Organism: Aegilops tauschii subsp. strangulata
Lineage: Eukaryota; Viridiplantae; Streptophyta; Magnoliopsida; Poales; Poaceae
Product: probable aldo-keto reductase 1
Cellular component (GO): cytoplasm
Source: RefSeq, a predicted model, not a curated record